Messenger RNA from Orussus abietinus, 1011 nucleotides. RefSeq names its product density-regulated protein homolog (gene DENR). Gene Ontology annotation, biological process: formation of translation preinitiation complex; translation reinitiation. Bases 348 to 899 code for a protein of 183 amino acids. The transcript has 5 exons. Gene Ontology annotation, molecular function: mRNA binding; translation initiation factor activity. The record is from RefSeq and is a predicted model, not a curated record. Lineage: Eukaryota; Metazoa; Arthropoda; Insecta; Hymenoptera; Orussidae.
AUGCGCUUCUUAUUGUGUACCGAUUUAGUGGCAAUGAGUUCUGAGAUAGGUUAUGUUCUAUUUGAAAUUGAAACAGACCGAUUAACGGUGGGGUCCGGGAACAAUUGUUUCUAUUGAGUAUGGCUGAAAUCAGCCCGUUGUUAGAUUAAAAGCAAUUUUCCUUACAUAUCAGAGCCGAUCGUGUAGAAAUCAGUCGAUCAUUUAAUUUUAUUGAUCCUUCGAAUCGGACUUGGCAUGUACGACCAAAAGUAGAACCCGUGAACAUAACGUGUAAUUUGUGAAUUUUACAACACAGUAUCGGUAAUUUCUUUCCGAAAUCAAGAUUAAACUAAUCGACCCGUGACAAAAUGUCAGAAGAUAAACAACCUGACUUACGUUUGGGACCUCAUCCCGAUGUUACUUAUCCGAUCCAUGUUCAGUACUGUGGGAAUUGCUCUCUUCCGAUCGAGUACUGCGAGUAUUACCCAGAAUAUGAAAAAUGUAAACAGUGGCUUGAAAGAAAUCUCCCGUCAGAAUUUGAAAAGGUCAAAUUAGUAGAAGAUGGAAUGACAGAAACAGGAGGUGGGGAGGACGAGAAAAAGCGACAGAAGCGGGGUGGGAAAGGAAUGUUAAAAUCAAGAAAGAAAGAGGAUGUUCCAAAGCAAGUCACUGUGUCGAGAGCUCCUAGAGGAAAAAAGAAAUCGGUUACUGUAGUGUCUGGUUUAAGUACUUUUGAUAUUGACCUAAAGGCAGCAGCUAAAUUUUUUGGAAGUAGAUUUGCUUGUGGCUCAAGUGUAACAGGAGAGGAUGAAAUCGUUAUACAAGGGGAUGUUAAAGAUGACUUACUUGAUGUGAUUCCUGAAAAAUGGCCUGAGAUCGAUGAAGAUUCCAUAGAUGAUUUAGGAGAUCAAAAGAGAUAACAAACCAAAUUGAUCAAUGUGCGCACAACAUUAUUUAACGAUACACAAUAUACUUCCAUGUUAAUUACAUAAUGUAAAUUUACAUAAAAUAUCUCCAACAAUUAUCACGUGA